UGGGGUAGAGCGCGGUGGCGUCAUCGUAGCUCACGGCAGCCCCCAACUCCGGGCCUCAAGCUGUCCCCCCGCCUCGGCCUCCCGAAGUGCUGGGACGACAGGCGAGCGCCCCCGCGCCAGGCCCGCCACCCUACUUUUGACAACCCGCGUAGGCUGCACCGGAAGUUGGCGACUGCGCCGGGCCAGGUCCCGGGCAGGGUCCUGCCCGUCCUGCCAUGGUCCUAGGCAGUGGCGCAGGGCUGGCCCUGGGGGUCCUCUUGGUCUACCUGCAGCCCUGGUUAGGUUCUAUCAGCUGUAAUUCCCUACCAGUAUACGCGGCCGUGAAUGAGAGUGUAACUUUUCAUCCAUCAAGUCAUAUGCCUUUUCAAGAGAUCCUGUGGAAAAAACAAAAGAAUAAAGUUAUAGAAUGGGAAAACUCUGAGUUCAAAGCCUUUCCACCUUUUAAAGGUAGAGUUAAUUUAGACCCUGUGUCCGGUAACCUCACUAUCUUCAAUUUAACAUCAUCAGAUGAAGAUGAGUAUGAAAUUGAAUCUCCAAGUAUUACCAGUACCAACAAGUUCUCUCUUUAUGUGAUUGAGCCUAUUCCAUCUCUUACACUAACUUGUACAUUGACUGAUCAAAACAUUAUCGUCCAGUGUGAGAUCCUGGAGCAUUAUGACAGCCAUCCAGAACUUCUAAAGUACUCAUGGGAUUGCCCUUCAGACCAAUGUAAAAAUAACUCAGCACCUGAGAUGCAUUUUGAUAGGGAAAGUGAUCAUUCACAGAAAAUACAAUGUACUGUUAGCAAUAAAGUAUCCAAAAGGACAUCGUCAAUCAUUUUGGCAACCUGUUUCCCAAGCGCUGGUGUUUCAAGGGGCAGGUUUCCUCUACUUUUAUCAGUGGCGUUUGUAGGGGCUCUUGUAUCAAGUCUUUCUUUUUUCUGUUUGGCUAAAAGCAGAAGAUGAAGCCAAAGGUGUAAAAACUAAAUUAUUUUAAAAACUUUAAAAAGCCAUCUGAUUUCCCAUUUGAGGAUUGCACCUCUUUAAGGAAACUCUGCGAGCCUUUGAAGAAACCUUCAUCAGCAGCUAUACUUUUUAGAAGAAAUAUCAACUAACAAGCAUUAGUUUCUACUCUACCAUCAGCAUAUUAUACGAUUUGGUGCUUGCUUUCUUGUCACUAAAUUGU
Propithecus coquereli (Coquerel's sifaka) is the source of this 1164-nucleotide messenger RNA. It is a transcript of the gene CD58, whose product is annotated as CD58 molecule. Gene Ontology annotation, cellular component: cell surface. The record is from RefSeq and is a predicted model, not a curated record. Gene Ontology annotation, molecular function: signaling receptor binding. Lineage: Eukaryota; Metazoa; Chordata; Mammalia; Primates; Indriidae. Bases 216 to 944 code for a protein of 242 amino acids. The transcript has 5 exons.